Messenger RNA from Pocillopora verrucosa, 1172 nucleotides. NCBI's taxonomy places the organism in Eukaryota, Metazoa, Cnidaria, Anthozoa, Scleractinia, Pocilloporidae. The record is from RefSeq and is a predicted model, not a curated record.
AUGUAUGAGGAUGAGUUGAAAUUUUUCAUCCAGCUACUGAACGGAACUGCUCUUAAGGAGAUCGGCGCAAGAGAUACUGUUACCAUCGAAAAUCCUCCGCUAGACUCGCCGACAGAAGAGGAAAUGGCCAAUGAUGUGAUCCGAGUUGAUGUGAGGCACUCCCAAUCAAGUGCUUUAAAGAAGCUGCAUGACAUCAUCGUUACUCCUAUUGCUGACCUGAUCGAAGGCAACGACGAGAUCACAUUCGUUCCUGAGGGGCCAUUUUGCCUUGUACCCUAUGCAGCGUUGCAAGACUCCAACUCAUCAUAUCUAAGUGAUUCUUUCAGAAUUCGUGUGCUUCCCUCUCUGACGACCUUGCAACUAAUUCGUGAUUGUCCAGCUGACUUUCACAUCAAGACUGGUGCAUUGCUUGUCGGCGACCCAUGUUUCAAACAUCUCAUCUAUGAGGGAACACUUUUGGUGCAACUUCCAGGAGCAAGGAAAGAAGUGGAGAUGAUCGGACGUAUCCUCAAUGUCUCCCCUCUCACUAGAGAAAUGGCAACAAAAGAUGAAGUGUUAAAACGAAUAUCAUCAGUGGCCUUAGUUCACAUAGCAGCGCACGGCAAAAUGGAAACUGGAGAAGUUAUCCUGGCACCAAACGCCACAAGAGAAAACCCUCAGCCGCAAGAGAAAGACUAUCUACUGAUGAUGAAAGAUGUGAUAGAAGCUGGGUUGCGAGCACGUCUGGUUGUACUUAGCUGCUGUCACACUGCUCGUGGGGAGGUCAUGGCCGAGGGUGUGGUCGGUAUGGCGCGUGCACUUUUGGCUGCCGGUGCCAGAUCUGUUGUGGUUACCUUGUGGGCGAUUGGCGACGAGGGAACCCUGGAGUUCAUGAGUUUCUUCUACGAUGCACUUGCCAAAGGCAAGAAGGCCAGUGAAGCUCUCAAUCAGGCCAUGAAGUGUAUGAGAAAAAUUGAAAAGUUUAAGGAGGUUUGGCACUGGGCACCAUUUGUACUUAUUGGUGACGACGUCAACCUGGAUUUCAAGGAGAUUUAAAAGUUAAGGCAGUGAGCAUUGGAAUCCCAGGGAGUUUUCGGAUACCUACAAAUGCUGAUAUUUGGACCAGAAACCUGUAAGCUACCGAUGAGACCUUUGUCAAGAGUCUUCUUUUCAUCAAAGCAGGAAGAACCAAA